Myotis brandtii (Brandt's bat) is the source of this 6933-nucleotide messenger RNA. RefSeq names its product solute carrier family 9, subfamily A (NHE7, cation proton antiporter 7), member 7 (gene SLC9A7). Gene Ontology annotation, molecular function: sodium:proton antiporter activity. NCBI's taxonomy places the organism in Eukaryota, Metazoa, Chordata, Mammalia, Chiroptera, Vespertilionidae. The coding region runs from base 16 to 1929 and encodes 637 amino acids. Gene Ontology annotation, cellular component: recycling endosome; membrane. The transcript has 16 exons. Gene Ontology annotation, biological process: proton transmembrane transport; sodium ion transport; regulation of pH. The record is from RefSeq and is a predicted model, not a curated record.
CAUGCCAUUAUUUCCAUGCAUUCUCUGUCCUUUCACAGGCCUCAUGUGUGUUUUUUUCCCCACUCUGUUUCAGGGCUCAUCGUCGGGGUGAUCCUGAGGUACGGCACCCCUGCCACCAGUGGCCAUGACAAGUCCCUCAGCUGCACUCAGGAAGACAGGGCCUUCAGCACAUUAUUAGUCAAUGUCAGUGGGAAGUUCUUUGAAUACACCCUGAAAGGAGAAAUCAGCCCCGGCAAGCUCAACAGCGUAGAGCAGAAUGACAUGCUGAGGAAGGUAACGUUUGACCCAGAGGUCUUUUUCAACAUUCUGCUGCCUCCAAUUAUUUUCCAUGCUGGAUACAGUUUGAAGAAGAGACACUUUUUCAGAAAUCUUGGGUCUAUUCUGGCCUAUGCCUUUUUGGGGACUGCUGUUUCCUGCUUCAUUAUCGGAAAUCUCAUGUAUGGUGUAGUGAAGCUCAUGAAGAUGGUGGGACAGCUUUCGGAUAAAUUUUACUACACAGAUUGUCUCUUUUUUGGAGCAAUUAUCUCUGCCACUGACCCAGUCACUGUACUGGCGAUAUUUAAUGAGUUACAUGCAGACGUGGACCUCUAUGCACUUCUGUUUGGAGAAAGCGUCCUAAAUGAUGCUGUUGCCAUUGUGCUGUCCUCGUCUAUUGUUGCCUACCAGCCAGCAGGGCUGAAUACUCACGCCUUUGAUGCUGCUGCCUUUUUUAAGUCAGUUGGCAUUUUUCUAGGUAUAUUUAGUGGCUCUUUUACCAUGGGAGCUGUGACUGGUGUUGUGACCGCUCUAGUGACCAAGUUUACCAAGCUGCACUGCUUCCCCCUGCUGGAGACCGCGCUGUUCUUCCUCAUGUCCUGGAGCACCUUCCUCCUGGCAGAAGCCUGCGGGUUUACAGGUGUGGUAGCUGUCCUUUUCUGUGGAAUCACACAAGCCCACUACACCUACAACAACCUGUCGGUGGAAUCAAGAAGUCGAACGAAGCAGCUCUUUGAGGUGUUACACUUCUUGGCAGAGAAUUUCAUCUUCUCCUACAUGGGCCUGGCGCUGUUUACCUUCCAGAAGCACGUCUUCAGCCCCAUUUUCAUCAUUGGAGCUUUCGUUGCCAUCUUUCUGGGCAGAGCUGCACAUAUCUACCCACUCUCCUUCUUUCUCAACUUGGGCAGAAGACAUAAGAUUGGCUGGAAUUUUCAACACAUGAUGAUGUUUUCAGGCCUCAGGGGAGCAAUGGCAUUUGCACUGGCCAUCCGAGACACAGCAUCCUAUGCUCGCCAGAUGAUGUUCACGACCACCCUCCUCAUUGUCUUCUUCACCGUCUGGAUCGUUGGCGGAGGCACAACACCCAUGUUGUCAUGGCUUAAUAUAAGAGUUGGCGUCGAGGAGCCCUUUGAAGAGGACCAGAAUGAACUCAAGUGGCACUACUUCAGAGUUGGUGUUGACCCGGAUCAAGACCCACCACCCAACAAUGACAGCUUUCAAGUCUUACAAGGGGAUGGUCCAGAUUCUGCUGGAGGAAACCGGACAAAGCAGGAGAGUGCAUGGCUGUUCAGGCUGUGGUACAGCUUUGACCACAAUUACUUGAAGCCAAUCCUCACACACAGUGGCCCCCCAUUAACCACCACGCUCCCAGCCUGGUGUGGCUUGCUCGCUCGAUGUCUGACCAGUCCCCAGGUGUAUGACAACCAAGAGCCACUGAGAGAGGAAGACUCUGAUUUCAUCCUGACUGAGGGUGACCUCACCUUGACCUACGGGGACAGCACAGUGACUGCCAAUGGCUCCUCAGGCUCCCACACGGCCUCCAUGAGCCUGGAGGGCAGUCGGAAAACAAAGAGCGGUUCUGAGGAGGUGCUGGAACGAGACCUGGGAAUGGGAGACCAGAAGGUUUCAAGCCGGGGCACCCGCCUAGUGUUCCCCCUGGAGGAUAAUGCAUGACUUUCCCCCCAAACCCUGAAGCGAUGGGGUAGACCCACCGGUGGUGUGGGGCUGGCUGCAUGCUCCAGUGUUGAUUGAGGUGGGACAGUGACUGAAUGGAACUAACGCUUCUAUUGUAUUGAGGUCUGAAGAUAUCUUAACAUUUAAAACUUAACCCAAGAUACAGAUGGUGGGGCUCAAGACAAAUGCAGAUCUAUUCCCACUUUUUCACUUAGUAGUGCACUGUUCAGAGUUAAACAAAAACAAUCGCAUGCUUUACUGGUCUCUAAUUCAUUCACCUGUGGUACCUGAACAAGGUGUGGUGGGUGCCGGGGACCCCUCCCAGGAGAGGCUUCGUAUCCAUACACAGCAGUGCGAGUCUAGCUGGAUGUAGGAAUAUCAAGUGAAGGGAGAACAGGCUAGAAGAAAGAUGGCGAAGGAAGGCCAGUGAGAUUGGACCUCCAAGGAUGAGGGGAAGCUGGUGUUAAAUGGGACAGAAAGCAUGAAAAAGCAAUUUGAGUGGAGGCUCCAGCAACAAGAGAUGAUGACAGCAGCCUCAUCUCUGGAUUCCUGACUUCUUUUGCUGCCUGUAUUUUCUCUAGACUGAAGAUUGGAAAAUAUAUCCAUCAACAUUUCAACAUGGGGGAAAGAAUUGUAAUUCCUUCUCUGGAAAUCUCCACAAAGAAGAAGUUACUGGAAUGUUUCAAACCAAAGGCAAAAUAGUGUUAAAGUGCUGUAUUUUUUUGUUUUGUUUUUGGUUUUUUUCAUUAAUGUGAAGGCAGGAGAAACUGUUUAGAAACUGAUGAUUACAUCACCGUAAACAUCAGUCAAUUCUUGAUGGCUGCCAUAUGAGCUGACUGCCUGGAAAAUGGUUAACAGGACUGACAUAUCUACUGUGGGUUUAGAAAGAACACCAAAAUUUGUGGAGUGCUUUGAUCUGGUGAUGAGAAGGCAGUAACAACCCUCAGAGGCAAUACACUAGUAUUCAGAGGGAAGAAAUCUCACUGUGAAAAAAAAAUCACUGCAAAGAAAACACAAGAUUGUAUUCUAAAGACUUAGUAGAAUUCCAAACUUUGAGCUAAGAAAUGAAUGAGAUUUCAGUGGUCACCUGAAGAAACAGAGGCGAGGCAGUGGAAUGUUAAGCUUUAUUUAUACAGUGGAAGGUUCCUGUCCACUCUCAGAUUAAGAAUCGAGGUGUCUUGUAGAGAAAGGUCAUUUUCGUGGUGUCUGGGGAGGUCUGCACCAGCUUCAUGUGUGAGUGUGGUCUGAGAUUUAGAUUUCUACUUUGGGUUCUUUUGUGGGUGAGCUGUUCUACCUGCCCACACCUGCAGUAAGAGAACUCUUGGAAGCCAAGUUUGAGAUUCUCCCUGUGCUCUAUGCUUCAGUGCUAUUAUUUUCAAAAACCCAAUUUCUAAAAAAUGCUUUCAUUUAAUGUGGCCAUUUCCCUUAUAAGGUAGUGGCUCAAUCUAGUGCACCCAUCAUGAAAUCAGCCAUUUAACCUUCUUAACUCGCAUUUUUAAUGGUUAAUUUUUAAGUAAGACAUUGUUUCGCCCUCUUUUUCAGUUGAUAAUUUGUGCAAACCAAGAAAAAUUUAUUAGUUUGAGCCAUAUGAAAUUGCUGGUAUUCAACCAUUUUUUUAAAGACACAAAAAUGACAAUUUCAUAUGGUUCAGUAUAAGAGAAUUGGGUGAUUUUUAUUCCCCUUUCCCUUCUAUCUACACUAAAGGACAUUUUGAUUUGAUGGUCAUCCAUGGGCUUUGUAAGUUUGGGGAAAAAGCUAAACAUACUUACCUCAUGCUUCCACUAUGCUGAAAAGUAAAAAGUAGGGUGCGGAGAAACUAACCCAAGGCUAACUAUUUGCUGCCAGUCUGGCAUAAACCAGGUAGAAACUGCUGAGUAAUGGUGCAUCCAAGUAAGCAAAAUUCUUCUGAGAGGAUAAUCCCAAGUCAUUUUAUAAGCAUAUUUGUUCUGGGUAGGGUGCGGGGGGUUACAGUUCAGCAAAGUCGGAUGUUCUAGGGCAGAGGUUCUCCACCCUGGCUGCACAUUAGGAUGAUCUGGCCCAUUUAUUGAGAACAUCAACAUAAAGGCCCACCCUCAGAGAUCCAGACUCAGUAGGUUUAGAGUGCGGCCAGGCUUCUGUGCUAUGUUUGGAUCCUCAGGGAUUCUAAUCUGCAGCUCGGGUGGAGAGCCUUUAGUCUAGAACUUGCAGUGGGCCCAACUUGAAACUGAGUGAAUUUCGUGCUAAUAAUGUUUCUAGAAGUCAAACACAUACUCCAUAAAUACAACUAAAACCAAAAAAAAGGUCACAUUAGAAAACCUUAGAGCAUGAAAGGGGGAGAAGGAUGACUUGAAUGUAUAUAUUGGAGGGAUUAAAACCUGUCAUUUUUGCUCCGAUUUGUGGGGAAAAGGGGGUUUUGUCUUAACUGAGCUGCUGACUAAUCAAAUGUGAAGGUUUCUAACAAGCUGUCUUUUCCAUUUAACCUGGGAUUAAAUUAAGAGUCCCCUUUGCAGUCAAGUGAACUUUUUUUCUCUUCACACUUCACUCGUCUCCAUGCCUGAAUCUACACUGGACUCCUUAAAAUAAGGGGGAGGGCUGUCCAUUGCCAGAGCACAGGCCCCUUAUUAAGUGGAAGGUUGUGAUCACUUCACUGUCAUGUGGUGGUGGUGUUGGGAGCUGGUAGUUAAGGAGAUGCAAACUUUUGUGGAUAGCACUGGCAGAGGGAAGAUAUAAACUCCUGACAUUCCUUUUAAUAUUCUUUUCCUAGAGAGGAAAUUUAGGAUAUAAAUAAGUCUGCAUUUCUUCCUAGGAAGCAAGUAUAGGAAAGGCAUAUGUAAUUAAAUGGACACUGACCAUCAAUGAUACUUAUUGGGCUGACCAGACAAAUAAGCAUUGAUGCCUUGCAGCCAAAAACCACACUGCGACAUCAAAUGUUUCAUCAACCAAACAGCAAGAGCUCUUUAGGCUGUGAUCCCUAGACCUGAAAACGCCCUCUGUGGUUUGGUUGAAAAAACAAAUUUUAGAAAACACCAAAAAUGUUAUCUUCACUAUCCAUGAACAUUUCAGACUAGAGCAAAGAAGUGACCGUCCCUUCCAAAAUAGAGGUCUGUUGCACGUCCUUCCUUCACCCCUCAUCAUAUCCCUCCCUUUUUCUGUCCAUAGUAGAAGUUAAUGUAAUCAUGUUGGAUAUUUGAUGUGAACAGUGACUCUUAAAUGUAGAAACACCACUGAUGUCCUUAGAGAUUGGUGCCAGGGCAAUGGAGCCAUUCAUCAGAGGGGAAUCAUCUGCUUGGAAACCUACCUUGGUACCCAUUGUGACUUCUAAGGGGUGUAUCAGAAAACUAAUUUUACCAUCUCUUGUCAAAUGUAUUCUGGAAUGAGGGUUGCUGUUUCAAUGAAUGACUUCAGGAAUAGGGAACUUGACAAGUUUCAUGCCUGCCUUUGAUGUUGAUUCUGCAGAUGAGUUAGUACUGUAGGAGCUAAUCUGUCAGAAACUUUAGACUGGUGUCAUUGAGUUCUGAUCUCUUCUGUCGUUUUCUAAGUGGGGAUCUGGCUGGCCAGUGUCAUUUGCUAUGUCCUCACACAGCAAGUUGAAGAAUCCAGUGGGCAAGAGUUAGAAUGUAGAAACAACCCAUCUGAAUGCUGCUUUCGCCACUUUGAUACCUGAAAAGACCUUCCCCCUUUCUAAAACCUAAUAAGAACAAUAUACAGACAAAUACCAUAGAAACCAAUGUGAGGAUCUGACUAGGAAAAGCAAGUAGGAUUUUUGACAGUCCUUUCAAAACAAGAUUUAGAAGUAAACCAUAUUUUCCAGUUUCAAUUUUCAUAAGUAGAGUUUUUUAAAAAAUUAACAAACACAUCUUGUCUUGUCACCCAGUGCUAGGAGAAAUUGUAAAGAGCAAAGCCAAAGUUUUUGAUGUAAAUUUUAUUUUUGUAAGCAGGGUAUACGAUAACCAUGGUCCACAUGGAACACAUAGGCACCGGUUUUCUGCUACUUGAGCCUUGGAGAAGAUGAGAAGGAAGGUCUUCCUGUUCUACUGCCUUUUGAAAAGGUCUGAAAUAGACAUGAGAGCACUUGGGAGAGGCCAUCCUUUUCUUCUGAUGGCCACCUUUUAAAAAGGGUUAACGGGAUGUCAUCAUCACCUCAAUUCUUGGCCAAUGGAGAAUGAUUUGGGCCUGUGUGUGCUGGAGGAGCUCAGAAGAAAAAGGACAUGGAAAUAGCUUGAAUAACUCUACAUCUCUGUCAAAAGCACUUAAAAACAGUUAAGAUCCAGUGUUACUGGGUGACCAUCCAACUGCAUGGACAUUUGGGGGUUGACUUUUGUUGUGAUUAUUCCAGCUGUGGGCUUUGGAGAAGCAGAAGAAUGAUUUUCGGUUGUGUGGGUAUUACGUCACUCUAUGGAUUUGGAAUGUAUCACUGCACUCACUCAUUCAAAGUAUGAUUUCAUAGUAGUGUCACCUACUCCUAGGUUUUCUUUUUUACAUAAAAUACAUCUGGUCUUCUUACUUAGAAGUUUUUGUUCAUUAAAUUUAUUCAAUGCGAAGGCCACCAAUAUUCAUUUAAUAGCUACAAAGCAAUUUUUUAAAUAGAAUAGGAUACAUUUAACAUGGACGAUGUGACCUUCUGGAGAACUUUUUAUAGAAAGCUUAAAUACUGUAGUUGGGGAGAAUUUUGUCUUCUAUUUCCAUUCAACUGUGGCAAACUGGUGGUUUUAUAAAAUUAACAUUAUGUAACAGUACGUUAUAUAAACAUGUUAUACAAAAUAAUAUUAAAAUGUUUAACUGUGAAAAAGUGAAGACUUGGAGUUAUCAGCAACCUUUAUGUGCAAUAAAGAAAACUGAAGUUAGACCCCAAAGUGCUGUCUUUCUGUAGCAUCCUACUUAAUGUUUGCCUUUGUGUAUAUGUUUAGAUUGAUAUUGUAAAGCUAGUCACAUGUUUUCCUGCUUUUGCUGAUAUUUAACACAUUUUUCUCAAAGCUCUUUCUGUAUUUUUUUUUUACAAAACUCAAAAUAAAAAGAUUAACUGGC